AUGAUUGGGCCAAACUUUAUAGGCAGCCCGGAUCAAAAUAGCACCGAGACGGGUGGAUACCGUACCAAUAUUCCUUGUUCAUUCAGAUUUUGUAGAUUUCACGCGUCAAACCUAGCAGCAAAGUUCUUCUCUCAGUCUCAGGUUAUCUACUGAUGGACACACAGGAAAUAGAGGAGAAACCAUCUGAAGCCAUUCCAGCAACUGCAUCUCAAAAGAAGCAAGAAACUCGUGAUGAAAUGCUAUCUAGGCACAGAAAGGAGAUAGCAGAACUGCAGAGCAAAGAAAUUGAACUGAAAAAGGCUGCAGCAAAAGGUAGCAAGGCUGAACAAAAGGCUAAGAAGAAGCAGGUUGAAGAACAGAUCUCUAAACUUUCUACUGAGCUCAAAGAGAAGCAUACUGAAGAACUUGCUUCAUUAGGCUAUAGCAGCAGCAGUAAUGGAAAUGAGAAAAGCAACCUUGACAAUUUGGUCAAGGCCAUAGCUGGUGUUUCUGUUACAAACCAACCAGAACAGUCCAAGGUCAGCAAGAGUGCAAAGAAAAAGGGAAAAAGAGCUCAGCAAGAGGCAGAAAGGGAGCGAAGAAUUCAAGAAGAGCAGAGCAACCUUGUAAGUGAUAGAAUGAUUGAAAAUGACAAAUUGAAACAAAAGCUAGAACCACUUGGAUUGACUGUUAAUGAAAUCAAGCCCGAUGGGCACUGCCUCUACAGAGCCAUUGAGAAUCAGCUAGCUGUCCUUUCUGGAGGUUCUUCUCCCUAUACAUACCAAGACCUUCGAAAAAUGGUGGCAGCUUAUAUGAGAGAACAUGCAUCAGAGUUCCUUCCCUUUUUCCAAUCAGAAAAUAUGAUGGAAGGAGAUUCUGAUAUUUCACUGGAAGAAAGAUUUGAGAAUUACUGUAAAGAAGUGGAGUGUACAUCAGCAUGGGGUGGGCAACUAGAGUUGGGGGCCUUAAUUCAUUGUCUCAGGAGACCUAUCAUGAUAUAUUCAGGUUCCUUCCCUGAUGUGGAGAUGGGGAAAGAGUACAAAUUUGAAUCAUCCAGUGGAAGCAUAUUGUUGUCAUACCAUAAACAUGCAUUUGGGCUUGGGGAGCACUAUAAUUCUGUCGUGCCAAACUUGAUCAGGUAGGCACCGCUAUAUCACCUGGGAAGAGUUACUUUUUGCAAUGCAGGUUUAUUUUUCUGUAUUGUUGCGAGGGAAUAGACAAUUUAUAGCCUUAAAUUAAAAAUUAAAGCUGCAUUUGCAUAGUAUUAACAUCUGCAGAAAAUUCAUGAUAGAGUUGCAGAUGGUGGAUUAGGACAAAACACAAUGGGUAUGUUCACCGAUAAGAACCAAAAUUUUAUGGUCUCAUGUAUAACCAUACAAUAAAGUAUGGAAUUAUAUAAAAUUAAUGUCGAGUAAUGAAAAUAUUGUAAUUUGACUA
Molecule: messenger RNA, 1416 nt
Organism: Hevea brasiliensis (rubber tree)
Lineage: Eukaryota; Viridiplantae; Streptophyta; Magnoliopsida; Malpighiales; Euphorbiaceae
Product: OVARIAN TUMOR DOMAIN-containing deubiquitinating enzyme 5
Exons: 3
Coding region: 153-1121 (322 amino acids)
Biological process (GO): protein deubiquitination
Molecular function (GO): cysteine-type deubiquitinase activity
Source: RefSeq, a predicted model, not a curated record